Messenger RNA from Linum tenue, 2219 nucleotides. The record is from the annotation of a GenBank genome assembly. NCBI's taxonomy places the organism in Eukaryota, Viridiplantae, Streptophyta, Magnoliopsida, Malpighiales, Linaceae.
CCGGAUUUUCAAUUCCCUGAAAACCGAACAGUUCCCUUGCAUCGCCAUAGCUUUCGCGCCCCUCAUGAGUUCGUUCAAGCACGCAAGCAGGCUCCUCGACGGCGUCUCUCUCGUGGCCAAGGAGAUCGCCAAGCGUUCCCCUGCUCUGGAAGCCGCCUCUAAGGGAGAUUACCAAACCCUAAUCGUCUCCACCGCCAGAAAGGCCUUGCUCGCCGCCACUGACUUGUCCGGCCUCACUAGGGGGAAAGUUCGCCAGGUCUCCACUCCUCGCCCCAAGGAAUCGGUCGUUUAUUUCGACCAAUCUAAUGUUACGGCGGAUUCGAUCCCCGUCCAGGCGCAGCCGCUGAGCGACGACGAUCCUGCCGCGGCGGUUGUUGCUGCCGAGAAGUUUAUCGAGGACGAUGGAAUCGCGAGGGACGGAGUCAAUGUAGAGGUGGGGAAUGCGCUUCCGUUGGAAAUUGAGGCUCGGGAUCAGGAGAAGGUCGAUUUCGUAGAUGAAGUGGUGGCUGCGCCGGCGGUUCCAGCUCCGGCACCUGCAAGCGACGGUGCGACAAUGACGGUGCAGAAGAAGAGGAAGCUGAGGGAGAGAAGAGUUCCGUCAACUCCAUUUUCCAGGGCGCUCGGGUUUGCCGGUCUAGGAGCUGGUCUUGUAUGGGGAACAGUGGAAGAAGCUACAAAGAGACUUGUGUACGGCACCCCACAGACAGCAGAAGGAAAGCAGUCUGCCAUUUCCCCGUUUCUGUCUGAAAAGAAUGCAGAGCGUCUGGCAUUGGCACUUUGUAGGAUGCGUGGUGCUGCACUCAAAGUUGGGCAGAUGUUGAGUAUACAGGAUGAAUCGCUUGUUCCUGCUCCGAUCUUGGCUGCUUUAGAUAUCGUUCGCCAGGGAGCAGACGUGAUGCCCAGGAAGCAGCUCAAUCAGGUUCUGGAUGCUGAACUGGGGUCUGAUUGGUCUACCAAGUUGACCAGUUUUGAUUAUGAACCUCUUGCUGCUGCAAGUAUAGGACAGGUGCACCAAGCAGUUACGAAAGAUGGGAUAAAAGUUGCAAUGAAAAUUCAAUACCCUGGUGUUGCAAACAGCAUUGAGAGUGACAUUGAGAAUGUGAAACUUCUUUUGGAUUAUACAAACCUGAUUCCAGAAGGACUGUAUCUUGACAGAGCAAUGAAGGUGGCAAAAGAGGAAUUAUCCCGGGAGUGUGACUACAUAUUGGAGGCAGCUAACCAGAAACGCUUUCGUGAUCUCAUCGCUAACAGGAAGGGUUUCUAUGUCCCUAGUGUUGUGGAUGAACUUUCAAGCAAAAGAGUCCUUACUACAGAGCUGGUUUCUGGAGUUUCCAUUGACAAGGUUAUAUCACUAGACCAGGAAACUCGAAAUUACGUAGGCAGAAAGUUGCUGGAGCUGACAUUAUUAGAGUUGUUUGUCUUCCGCUUUAUGCAGACGGAUCCUAACUGGGGGAAUUUCUUAUACGAAAAUGGCACAAAGACCCUCAAUCUCAUAGACUUCGGGGCAGCGAGGGAAUAUCCAAAAACCUUUGUCGACGACUAUCUGAGAAUGGUGCUAGCGUGUGCAAAUCGUGACAAAGAUGCUGUAAUCGAGAUGUCAUCAAGACUCGGGUUCCUCGUAGGAGGAGAAUCCGACGAAAUGCUGCAAGCACACGUCGAAGCAGCAUUCGUGGUGGGAUUGCCCUUUGCUAAACCAGGUGGAUACGAUUUCCAGGCCAACAACAUUACUCAUAACCUGACAGGUCUUGGUGCCAAAAUGCUGAAGCACAGGCUGACACCUCCGCCGGAUGAGGCGUACAGUCUUCACAGGAAGCUCUCCGGCGCGUUCCUGGCCAACAUCAAGCUCGGUACAGUCGUGCCAUGCAGGGAAAUGUUGCUCGACAUCUAUGACCGUCAUCAGUUUGGCGAAGAGGCUAGCCGAUGAUGAAAUGUCUCAGCAGCUACAGAGAAAGAACAAUCUUAUUAAUAGAUGUAGAGCUUGAUUUGUUUGAAUGUACUUGGUAAUUUGUCGUCCAUAUUGAGUUUUUGGCUGAGUAGCAAAAUAAGGAAAAUUGUAUUUUGAUGCAUAUUGUAUACUACCUAUCGUUUUUGGCAGUAGUGAGACAGUGGGAACUGGCCAAAUUAGUGCCGGAAAAUGCAGCCAGCUGCAGGCUUCCUUAAAUGUAAAUGCAGAGGAGAUUAAUUUCAAGAGAUUAUUCAUUAUGCCUCGCUCUCAUCCC